UGUUUUCUUAAAAACAAAGAUCACUGUUCAAAUAUUUACGAGGUCACUGUGCAUAAAUUAACGCUGAUCGGACAGACUUAAAACUUCAGAGUGCGUGUAAGAUGCAUUGUAUUUUUGAGAAACUCUAGCGCAGAACAUCCAACAUGUGGUGUUAUCUUCCGAUUGCCCUAGCGUUACUUCCCCUGUUUAUCAGCGGUCAGCUGGUCAGUUUAAAUGAUGAUGCUAGAAACGCAUUCCUGAAAGCCCACAAUGAUGCACGCGCGAAAACCGGCGCCAAACCCUUGAAAUGGCACCGGAAUGCCGAGAAUGUUGCCAGGAACCACAUUUCUAAGUGUGUCUUCCAACACAGCACGACGGCGUACGGAGAAAACUUGUACGCGACUACAGUCAAACCCAGCAACAUUCCAGCACUGGCAGCAGACGCAGUCGAGGCGUGGGUGGACGAGCAGAAGUACGCCGACCCACCGGUCUGGUCGUGCAUGACAGGCAAAUGUGGACACUACACCCAGGUAAGGGGACACCUGGUCAGCAUAACCGAUAGAUAG
Molecule: messenger RNA, 545 nt
Organism: Physella acuta
Lineage: Eukaryota; Metazoa; Mollusca; Gastropoda; Physidae
Source: RefSeq, a predicted model, not a curated record